AUGGCAGCCCCCACAACAACCCGCCAAUGGAUCCUGCGCUCCAAACCAACCGCCCUCCCAACCUACACCGGCGCAAACCCCACCUUCGAGCUCCAAACCGCCUCGCUCCCCCAGCUGGGCGAGAACCAAGUCCUCGUCAAAACACUCUACCUCUCCAAUGACCCCGCCCAGCGCGGCGCCAUCUCUGCCAACGCGGACCCGAAGCGCAUGUACGCGCCACCCGUCCCCGAGGGGGCCCCCAUGCGCUCCUAUGGCAUUGCGGAGGUCGUCCAGUCAAACGCCGCCUCGCAUCCCGUCGGGACGCUGUGCAUCACGACGACGAACUGGAUGGAGUACUCGGUGCAGGAGGCGGCGCAAUGCAGGGUGCUGCAGGUGCCGGAGGGGCUGAAGGUGACGCAUCUGCUUGGGGCAUUUGGGAUGACGGGGCUCACCGCUUAUUAUGGGCUGGUGGAGGUGGCGAAGGCUGGGCCGGAGGAUACGGUGGUUGUGAGUGGGGCGGCGGGAGCGACGGGGAACAUGGUGGUGCAGAUUGCGAAGAAAAUCGUUGGGUGUAAACGGGUUAUUGGCAUUGCGGGGUCAGAGGAGAAAUGUCGCUGGGUGGAGGGGCUGGGGGCUGAUGUCUGCUUGAAUUACAAGGCCGCGUCCUUCAAUAAGGAUCUGGAGCGGGAGACGGAGGGGUUUGUCGAGGUUUACUUCGAUAAUGUGGGAGGAGACAUCCUGGAUACUAUGUUCACUCGCAUGAAGGUGCAUGGUCGCAUUGCGUUUUGCGGCGCCAUCUCAGCAUAUAACACCACGAACGAGGGCGACCCGGAUUGA
Molecule: messenger RNA, 816 nt
Organism: Penicillium chermesinum
Lineage: Eukaryota; Fungi; Ascomycota; Eurotiomycetes; Eurotiales; Aspergillaceae
Product: MDR family NADP-dependent oxidoreductase
Exons: 4
Coding region: 1-816 (271 amino acids)
Molecular function (GO): oxidoreductase activity, acting on the CH-CH group of donors, NAD or NADP as acceptor
Source: RefSeq, a predicted model, not a curated record